Pseudomassariella vexata is the source of this 1923-nucleotide messenger RNA. RefSeq lists its product as uncharacterized. Bases 1 to 1923 code for a protein of 640 amino acids. The record is from RefSeq and is a predicted model, not a curated record. Lineage: Eukaryota; Fungi; Ascomycota; Sordariomycetes; Amphisphaeriales; Pseudomassariaceae. The transcript has a single exon.
AUGGAUGACGCGACACACCUGGUGUCGGAGCUCUUCACCAAGCUCGACGAACUCGAGCGCAAGAUCAUUGAGCACCGUCAGGGCAUGGCGGUGGAGUUUCAGCGAUAUUCGCAACAUCUGCUGCAGGGCGCGUCCGAGGAAGUGUCAGCCAUUGUCGAGAAGGCCAUACGAGAUUCAAUGCCCAGAUACCCGGCGCUCAGCCCGGCUUUGCAUCUGGCGAGCCCGCUCAAUGCCGCUGACUCACCUGAGUCACCACCCCCGAGUCACUCCGACGUCGACAGUUCCAACUUCAUUACAGACGACGGCAGCAGCGAUCGAAAACGGCGCGUCCGGGUCUCUCCACCGCCCAUUCUGCCUCACACAUCUGGCACGCCUCCUGAUACUGCCUCGAGGAGUCCACAUGCGCGGGAGGUUGAGUUCCACGGCUUGUUCACGCCCACAUAUCUACCCUUGCUUGAUGGUGCUGUGCAUAGGUCGCAGCCCACCAUACCACCCCAAGCCCCGGCUGCGACCUCAAUCCAGUCUCAGGUUAAACAAAUCUCACUUUCGUCUCUCGCCAGGGGAGUGAGCUGGCGACCCGACCCAGUACGACGACCCACGGAAGAUACCAUUUCUUCCAACACUUCUGAUGAUAGCGCCUACGGCAAGAACCGACGAAGUGCCCUCCGCCGCUCCUCGAGCUCCUCUACCACUAAGACCCAGAGCCCUCGACGGGUACGGUUUGAAGUGGAGGGUGGGGAAGUCUUGCCAACCGCAUCACCCCCACUAUCACCUCGAGUCAACACCGAUCACCUGCCCUCUCCGCUAGGCAACGCUACCAACCUGUUGGAUGAGUCAUACGACUCUGGAAUCGUCGAAGAAAACGAAGACCCUGACGUUGGCUUGCUAGGAAGCUCCCCCCCGAGACCGAAGAAGAUAACAUCCACCGAUCGGCUGAAGGCCUUGGCGAGGACAUCUAGCGAAGAUACAUCAAAGUGGACGGUCGUUGGUGACACGCAAGGCAUCGACGACGACGACGAUCUGCUAGUCAUGGCUUGUGCCAACGAUAGGACAAGUGCCGCUGCUACUGCUGCUGUAACGGAUGCAUCUGCGCAACAUCAAAGCACACACACACCCGUCCGAUCUGACUUUGGAAACCCUGUGGACGAGGAAAUCCCGGAUACGCCAGAGGAAGCUGCCGAGAGAGCGCACGAGGCAAUGGUCGAGAUGCCACAGAUGGUUUCAUUCCGAGGCAAGAAGAAGUUUUCCCCGCCGCGCCUCUCAGUCGAUGCGAAGGCUAGGUUCGAAGGCGUCACUUCUAAUACCCAAACAGUCAGGGCUUCGGCCCAAACGACAAGCAAACCUGUGGUACUUUCCAAAGACCAACAUGUCGAGGAAGAGGAAAUGUUUUCAUAUGAAUCUGACGAGGACGAGACGGGGGGGAGCCUGCCGAAAAUGAAGUAUAUUGGGGAAUCGCCACCAAAGAAGUACAUCGAUGACGAAGAUGAUGGACUUGAAGGGGAGUCAAUGGAUGGUUCAGCAAGUGAGGACAUGCCUAUUGCUUUGUGUUCGACUUCGCCAGCGAUUUCCAUAAGUCAGCAUGUCUCCUCUGCGCCAACUUCCGUUACAUCUCCAUCUACAGCUGGCGCUACAGCUCAUGUAGAUGCGGCAAAACCGCAAUCCCGACACUUCUCAGCCUCUAUAGGCUCAUACAAAGGGAAGUCUUUCAACAUGUCGAGCGUCACGAAUGAUGAAAUCCAAAAGAGGGCAGCAAAAAUGGGCGACAUAUAUUCGUUCAUUGGCAGCGUGGAUGGCCGAAGUGGCGUGGAUGAAAGUACAAGCUACCGACCCGAGAAGACAAACUUUGGUGGCACGCCGAGGAGUUUGAGUGAACGUAUGAUCAUGGAGGACUUGGCGGAAGGUAGGGAAAGUUCCCCCGAUUGA